AUGUGUGGGUUAUAUACGGGAGGGUUGACCACGGGAGCAAUUUCCGUUUUGGUAGAUUUGUUCUUGACCACUGUUCCUGUCUUGGACGCGGCGGAGACUAACACAACAACUGUAAACAAGCGUCAUGUACCAACCAUCCUGGAGAUCUUUGUACCAUGUUACACUGUUCUUGCUGCAGCCAUUUUGUUCCUUUUAUUAAUACUUUUUGUCUCGACGCGCAAUGUGAACUCUGGAAAUCGCCGGAAGUCACGAGUGAAUGCGGAACGAUGGGAAAUGGCGGUAGUGACUGACGUUGGUCUUUCCAUCAUAAACCACGCUACCAGAAUAGCCUUCGAUGACGUGCCUGUCACAAACAAGAAAGUUGCACGAGGUUUCAUAGGAGACUUUGACAAGGAGGUUCUAUAUAAACUACGGUCGUUGCACAUCCAGCCGGGCGAGAUUAUCCGGAUCUGUUUGCCCGCCAUCUCUACAAUGGUCGUUGGACCAUUGCUAAUGCUAGGUUAUUAUGAGAUCAUUGAAUUUUUCUGGUCGACGGAUGAUUACCCUGUGUUGCCAAACAUUAACCAGUGUGUCGCCUGUUUUCUUACCCCUGCUGGGUUGGUAUAUGCCAUCUCUUUCGGAUUCGCUUUCCAGCAGGCCAUCAAUAAACAAUGUGAUAUAUUAGAAAAAAUGACAACCGAAAUCAGUUAUCUUGACCAGGCGGCCACAUUGACCAGCAAACUUAAACUACGGUCACCUGCUGUUAAGGUGGAGAUGUACCGAGCUCUGAAAGCUGAAGCACUGUACAUGAUUCUCCAAGUGCAGAAAGGCGACAUGACAAAAUACAGACAUCGUCCGAAGGAAGAUAUUAAAGUUGAGAUUUGGCACAUCAUUGAUCACCUUCAGGUUCUGACCAGUACCCCACAUCAUUAUGUGGACGUGUUGAUGAGUCAGAAAAUCAUGGAGUACGUCACAGCCCUCAACAGUGUCUGCUCGGACCAACUCGGCAUUCUUCACUCAAAGAUACAUUGGCUGAAAUGGGCAUUCUUGGUGACUCUUGGGUUCUUCUCACUGUUUGGCGUACUUAUGAUUCAAGCAUACUCGUACCGAAUGGAACUGAUGAUGAGCAUGCUGACUCUGUUUUCCAUCGUCAUGCUUUGCUACAUCGUCGCCGACCUCGACUCACCGUUCACAGGAUUUUUCCGGAUUGACGUUCGAAUUAUCUCGGAUGUCAUAUACCGUUUGGAGAUGUUAAGUAACAUGGCAUUUUUGGGUUGUACCGAAACCGCCUGCUAUCCCGACAGCUCUAAGUUUCGAUACAAACGAUGA
Molecule: messenger RNA, 1308 nt
Organism: Ylistrum balloti
Lineage: Eukaryota; Metazoa; Mollusca; Bivalvia; Pectinida; Pectinidae
Exons: 4
Coding region: 1-1308 (435 amino acids)
Source: RefSeq, a predicted model, not a curated record